Molecule: messenger RNA, 6080 nt
Organism: Perognathus longimembris pacificus (Pacific pocket mouse)
Lineage: Eukaryota; Metazoa; Chordata; Mammalia; Rodentia; Heteromyidae
Gene: Phf20l1
Product: PHD finger protein 20 like 1
Exons: 22
Coding region: 504-3539 (1011 amino acids)
Biological process (GO): regulation of transcription by RNA polymerase II
Cellular component (GO): NSL complex; nucleus
Source: RefSeq, a predicted model, not a curated record
CUGACGUCGCUGGCCGGUCGUCGCGUCAGGGCUGUCCGGCGGCAGUGGCUGCGGAGCCUGAGGCGAUGGCAGCGGAAUCCGAGCGGGCUUGAGGGCUCGGACCCAGCUCCCUCCCGCGCAAUUCCGGGCCGACGGGAAGCCAAGGCCCCAGCUCACUCCGCUCCUGCUCCCUCCGCGGCCGCUGCCUGGGUGCGGGCGGAGGCGGAGGCCCGGGCUGGCCGCCCCACUCGAGCCCCGGCUCGGCCCCGGACGGCCCGGCUGCUGUGCGGAGAGGAGGCCGAGUCGGUAGUGAAAAGAGAAUACUGAAGAAUAGGAUCUCAAGAUGAGUAAAAAGCCCCCAAAUCGUCCUGGAAUCACUUUUGAGAUUGGUGCUCGUUUGGAGGCACUGGACUACUUACAAAAAUGAUCUAAAGAAAAGGAAAAGGAAAAGGAAAGAUUAAAAAAAUGUGGAGAUGUCUCAAAGUAUCAGAGUUUGAUAGAACAGGAUAAAUUUGAAUUGGCAAAUGCUGUUUCCACACAUUUGGAGGUUUAUGAACUGUAUGGAACAUUUGCAAAUGUAUCCAUCACGAAUUGAAAAAAUUGACUAUGAAGAGGGCAAGAUGUUAGUCCAUUUUGAGCGUUGGAGUCAUCGCUAUGAUGAAUGGAUUUACUGGGAUAGUAAUAGGUUGCGACCCCUUGAGAGACCUGCACUAAGAAAAGAAGGACUGAAAGAUGAAGAAGAUUUCUUUGAUUUUAAAGCUGGAGAAGAAGUCCUGGCUCGUUGGACAGACUGUCGCUAUUAUCCUGCCAAGAUUGAAGCAAUUAACAAAGAAGGAACAUUCACAGUGCAGUUUUAUGAUGGAGUAAUCCGUUGUUUAAAAAGAAUGCACAUUAAAGCCAUGCCAGAGGAUGCUAAGGGACAGUUUCUGUUCCAGGUGAAAUCCCAGCAUCCACUAAGCUGGUGUUGUCCUAUCGACCCAGCUGGAUCGUGUAACCAGUCUAUGGGAAGUGAGGAUUGGAUAGCUUUAGUAAAAGCAGCUGCUGCAGCCGCAGCCAAGAAUAAAACAGGGACUAAACCUCGAACCAGUGCUAACAGCAAUAAAGAUAAAGAUGAGAGAAAGUGGCUUAAAGUACCUUCAAAGAAGGAUGAAACUUCAACUUGUAUAGCCACACCUGAAGUUGAGAAGAAGGAAGAUCUACCUACAUCUAGUGAAACAUUUGUAGGACUUCAUGUAGAGAGCGUUCCAAAGAUGGUCUUUCCACAGCCAGAGAGCGUAUUAUCAAACAAGAGGAAAAAUAACCAUGGCAACUCAUUUCAGGCAAAGAGAGCUCGACUUAACAAGAUUACUGGUUUGUUGGCAUCCAAAGCUGUUGGGGUGGAUGGUGCUGAAAAAAAAGAAGACUACAAUGAAACAGCUCCAAUGCUGGAGCAGGCGAUUUCACCUAAACCUCAAAGUCAGAAAAAAAGUGAAGCUGACAUUAGCAGUUCUGCCAACACUCAGAAACCUGCACUGUUAUCCUCAACUUUGUCUUCAGGGAAGGCUCGCAGCAAGAAAUGCAAACAUGAAUCUGGAGAUUCUUCUGGGUGUAUAAAAUCCCCUAAAUCACCACUUUCCCCAGAAUUAAUACAAGUCGAGGAUUUGACGCUUGUAUCUCAGCUUUCUUCUUCAGUGAUAAAUAAAACUAGUCCUUCACAGCCUGUGAAUCCCCCUAGACCUUGCAAACAUAGUGAGCGGAGAAGAAGAUCUCAGCGCUUAGCCACCAUUCCCAUGCCUGAUGAUUCUGUAGAAAAGUUUUCUUCUCCCUCUCCAGCCACUGAUGGGAAAGUAUUCUCCAUCAGUUCUCAGAAUCAGCCAGAGUCUUCACUACCAGAGGUGCCUGAUGCUACACGUGUGCCACUUGAGAAGCUAGUACCAUGUCUCCCAAUUGAUUUAAAUUGUGGUUCAGAAGUUACAGCACCGCUAGUUCCAGAUUCCUCUUUCCGUAAUCAGUGUUCCAGGGGAGAAAAGGAAGAUCCACAGAUGCUUGCAAAUCUUUUUUCCAAAGCAGUAACUGAUGGCCGAGGAGCUCCAGCACCAGCAGGAAUAUCAAAACCAGAAAAAAAAGUGAAAUUGGAAGAAAAAAGUUCAACUACAUUUGGAAAGAGGAAAGAAAAGGAUAAGGAAAGAAAAGAGAAGCGAGACAAAGAUCACUACAAGCCAAAACAGAAGAAGAAAAAGAAAAAGAAAAAGAAAUCUAAGCAGCAUGACUACUCAGACUAUGAAGACAGUUCCCUAGAAUUUUUGGAAAGGUGCUCUUCUCCACUAACUCGAUCUUCUGGGAGUUCUCUGGCCCCACGAAGCAUGUUUACGGAGAAAACUACAACUUAUCAGUACCCAAGGGCAAUUCUGUCCGUUGACCUUAGUGGUGAAAACUUGUCAGAUAUGGAGUUCCUAGAUGACUCUUCAACGGAGAGCUUGCUUCUGAGUGGGGAUGAGUACAAUCAGGAUUUUGAUUCAACCAAUUUUGAGGAAUCUCAGGAUGAAGAUGAUGCUCUUAAUGAAAUUGUACGAUGUAUUUGUAAAAUGGAUGAAGAGAACGGCUUCAUGAUCCAGUGUGAAGAGUGUCUGUGCUGGCAGCACAGUGUGUGCAUGGGACUACUGGAGGAGAGCAUUCCGGAGCAGUAUAUCUGCUACAUCUGCCGGGACCCUCCAGGUCAGAGGUGGAGUGCAAAAUACCGUUAUGAUAAGGACUGGUUGAAUAAUGGGAGAAUGUGCGGGUUAUCAUUUUUAAAAGAAAAUUACUCUCAUCUCAAUGCCAAAAAGAUAGUUUCCACACAUCAUCUGCUUGCUGAUGUGUAUGGUGUGACGGAAGUGCUGCACGGGUUACAGCUGAAGAUCGGAAUUCUAAAGAAUAAACAUCAUCCUGACCUUCAUCUGUGGGCUUGUUCUGGGAAACAAAAGGACCAACAUCAAGUAAUAGCUGGAGUGGAGAAAAAAAUCACAGUUCAAGACACAGCUAAUUUAGAAGAAAAGAAACAUGUACAAAACCAUAAGGAACCACAUCAUUUUCCCCUGAGAAUGGAGGGAACUUACAUAACAAGUGAACACAGCUAUCAAAAGCCACCAAGUUUUGGUCAGGACCACAAAUCUCUUGUAGAUCCUGGCAGCUCUGAUGAUGAUGUUAGCAGUUUUGAAGAAGAGCAAGAAUUCUACUUGGGAGCUAGGAGCCAUUCCCAGUAUUCUGCAAGAGAGUAUGGAAUGCCAGAAAAGAAGAAGCCAACUUUAGGAAAUAAGGCAUCUGUUUAUAAUGAUAAAAGAAGCACUGAAGACCCUGGGGACUCACAUCUUCAGUGGCAGCUCAAUCUCCUUACACACAUAGAGAACGUGCAAAAUGAAGUCACCAGCAGGAUGGACCUCAUAGAAAAAGAAAUGGAUGUUCUGGAAAGCUGGCUUGAUUUUACGGGGGAGUUGGAGCCACCAGAUCCUCUCGCAAGACUGCCCCAACUUAAACGUCACAUAAAACAGCUCCUAAUCGACAUGGGCAAAGUACAGCAAAUAGCAACUCUUUGCUCUGUAUGACAACAGUGAACACUUAGUGACAAGAGUAUGGCUUUCCAGUCCAAUCAUUUUUAUUAUUCACAUGAUUACUAAGUAUAUACUUUAAAAGCUUAGUAAUGUUUGGUCAUUUACUGAUUUGUAAUGUCAAUAAGAUGGCACCUUGAAAGAAAACGAGGAGCAACUUUAUCAAGGAAGUGAAUAUUAAAAAUAUAAGCAGGCUGCAAAUGACAAUGUUUUAUAUGCCAAGGAUCAAUGGAAUAGAAUUAGAAUAUAAUCUAUACUAAGAAGCAUAUUGGCAGGAGUUUGCUUAUAUGAAAUUUUAGAUACCUGUAGAAAGAAAUAUGGUGCAUUUAUAUAGUUUUUAGUAGAAAGUUCUAUGUUUAUAAACCAGCAUUUGGCCAAAAUUAAAAUUAACGGAAAUUUAAAUUCUGGAGACUUCUGUAAGGUUUCUCUAAGAACUGCCUUCUCAGCAGUUGGAUCCAGCUGCACAGAAAUUUAGGUUAUUUAAACUUCCAUAGGAUCAUGAGUUGUUUCUUGGGUGAUGAAUGUAUUUAAUCAGAAAACUGACUUUAGAAAUCUCACUUUUGAGGAAAACAAUUGUGGAAUUCUCACUUCAUUAUGAAUGUAUUUAAAAAAAAAAAAACAAGCACCAAAUAAUUGGAAUUUACUGCAGGCACUAAGCUCAUUAAAAACAAACUAGCUUGCAGAAAGAUCCCAUGUGCCAAAUGUUGAUGAUACUGCUGGACAGAGGAUUUAAAUAUCGUGGGCAUUCUUCCACUCCACGUCUUACAUAAUACCAUGAGUCCAUCUGAAGCCUUUUUGUCACAUAUAUAACAUAGAUAGUUGAAUGGCAGUAUUCAGGCUUCAAUAUAACUGUUUGAUCCUGGAUAUGCUUGGUGUUUGCCUUCAGAAAAAAAAAAUUAUAAAUAACCUCAGCUGGGAUGAGGAGUGAAAAAUAUAUCAAAAUAAUUUGUGGCUGUGGAUUUUUCUUAACUGCUAGUAGUGGAAUACUGGAAAAGGUUUGUUUUGGAAGAUGAAUUUUAUUUUUAAAUAAUACACAUGCACUCAGACUAUUAGCUUUGAUCGAGAAUGGACAGAUUUUCUGAAACCAAAGGCAACAAAGUUGCUGUUUUAGCUCUUGCUGGAUUUUGAGCCUAGGUCCUACUGUCUGCCAGUCCUCACAUGAGUUGUGUGUGCCCCCAGUGCUACAGAAGGAGGUAUGUGUAAGUGUGUAUGCUUGUUUUAAACAGACACUCAACAUGUACAUAACCAACACAUAUUUAUAUUGCACAUAUCUAGUUUUAUUACUAUAGACUACAAAUUGGUGGUUAACAUGAAAUGUUGCCUUUUAACAGACUUUUUAAAAAUUAAAAAUGUAUGUACAGGUUUUGAAAUUUUUUAAGGGGGGAAAAGACUGUUAAGAGGAGGCAAUUUGAUGACAUAUAACACUUGAAUAUUUUAUGCCUCAUUCUGUUUAUCAGUUCGAGCCAUCUGUAUAGAUGCAUUUUAGAACUGAUAGCCAGUGAACUUGAAUUUAUCUUUGAUAAGAAUACAUGCCACUGUACAUUCAGAUAUUAUUUAAAUUUGCAAACACACUGUUCUAUAUGUAAGGUACUGUAUGUAAAAUUUUAUUAAAACUAUUCCUCAUAUCCUAAAAUUUCAUCUUGCCUUUUUGCGGCCUUAUGUUUUGAUGUAAAGAUUAAAAGAAUGUGCAAAGCCGUCAAAUUUUUAUUGCCUUUGAGAUUCUCCAACUUGACAAAUGUGCCAAAGAUUAACAUAAAUAUAAUCCUGUGUAUUUACUUGUGAUGCAUUAACUUUGUCAACAAUUUAUUGGUAAAUGAAAAGCUUUAGCAGAGGUCAUAUUGUGGGUAGCUGCUUAAAUUUGCAUAUUAAAAUACAAAACUAGUGCCUAUAUUCCAUGUGUGGAGUAAAUUUGCUAAUGUCUGCUUCAUGAUUGAUACUAUAUCUUUCACUUGUGUUGAAAACAAUGCAUCUGGACGUUGAAUUUGUGUCUUGGUUCUUACUGAAAUGGAGCCUUAGCACCCCCCCACCUGGGAAUCGUGAUAGUGCCUAGAUUGUUGUCAGGAAGUCAGAAGACCUUUGCAUCCCAUAGUACUCAUUUCCCUCAGUUCUGGUGAACUUGUGCAUUUGUUCUUGUUGCCAUUUCUAAUUCGAAAGUCUGAAAUCCUCCAAGGGCCCAAACUUUUGAGUGCUGACAGUAGAAAGUUGCGUACCUGACUUCAAGUAUGGGGUCACGGUCAAAAUACAGGCUCAUGAAAUAAUGCUAUAUGAAAUUACUUCUACACAGUAUGUUCAAAUUGUAUAUGAAUCAUGUAGAUUUAAAUUUCAUGCCGAAGCUUAUAUUAUGUAAAGCCAAGAUUCUGCCCCGCUCCUAAAGCUGUCAGAUCCCAAGUAUUUCUGGUCCCAGGUAUUUCUAGUAAGGGAUCCUAAACCUGUAUUAGUUGAUUUUGUUAGCAACUAGCAAGUUGGAAAUUGCAUUGAUAAGUUGUUAAAAGUUUUGCUGUCUCAUAUGUACGAGUUGGAAAUACAGUUUUUAAGUUG